ACGCGUCGUUGCAUUCGUUUACAAAGAAGAGGAAGAGAGACAUUACAUUCAAGCGCACAGGUCAAUGUUAUGUACACAAAUAAUGGGAUUACAUUUAUCCAGCAUUAUUAUAGAGCCCUCAAACCCUUUCGAUACUUUCUAUUAACCGCUAUAUUUGUGUUUUGAGGCUUCUAUGCAGAAACGCGUUUAUAAUCUCUGUUUCCAGCAUAUAAAGUAGGUCAUCGCUGUUGGCAUGUUUCUGGUGGGGUUAACCGGAGGCAUGGCCUCAGGGAAGAGCACAGUGUCUUCUCAGCUGAAAGAACUGGGCUGUCCCGUCAUCGAUGCAGAUGUGGUGGCCCGGAAAGUGGUGGAGCCCCAAAGCCCAGCGUACAGACUGAUCGUGCAGCAUUUUGGACGUGAAAUUUUGUUUGACAAUGGCGAGAUUGACAGACAGAAACUGGGGCAGAUCAUCUUCUCCAGCCCCGAGAAACGAAAACUUCUCAACUCCGUCACGCACCCAGAAAUACAUAAAGAAAUGUUCAAACAAAUACUGAUGUACUUCCUUAAAGGCUACAGAUAUGUGAUUUUGGAUGUGCCGCUGCUUUUCGAAACACGACGUCUCACCCGUUUCCUAACCCACACUGUUGUCGUAUACUGUGACCCGGCGACGCAGCUGUCCCGUCUCAUGCAGAGGGACGGUUUGAGUCAGGAGGAGGCCGAACAGAGGAUCAGCGCUCAGAUGCCCCUCAAAGAGAAGCGUGGACUCGCCAGUCAUGUGAUCGAGAACUCGGGCUCUCGCGAGGACACUCAAAGACAGGUGCUGCGGCUGCACACCAAGCUCGAGGACUCCAUGGAGUUCCUGGUCGUCAGGGCCGUCGCCGUGGCAGCCGUCGCCGGGCUCGGCGGUCUGUUUUUAUGUACAGUCAGACUGCUGGUCUCUUAGCAAACGUACAGAAGUGCUUCCAAUGGGUCUUAAAGGGAUAGUGCACCCAAAAAUCAACAUUCUGUCAACAUUUACUCAUUAUAUGUGGUUUUCUUUCUUCUGUGGAAUACAUUUUGACCGUGAACAACAUUGGAAACCAUUAACUCUCAGUGUGUGGACAGAAAAAUCCCAAAAUAUUUAUUUUUAAUGUUCCACAGAAGAAAGUAAAGUCAUAUAGGUUUGUAACAAUGUGAAUAAAUGAUGACAGAAUUUAAAUUUUUCAGUAAAAAAAACAAUGAAGAAUAUGAUUUUGAUAUUCUGACCUCACCACCGUCAGCCUGAGCUACAUAAAAGGCCACAUUUACGGUUAUUUGAUUGCACAGGCUGCGUAACUCUAUAAUCAACACAAUGAUUGUGAUAUUAGUUCUAAAUGUAACAUACUGUAUGAAACAGAACUGUGACAACAGUGCUACUUUCUUAGCUCGACACACGUUUGUUUAAUUAUGAAUUCACGCAUACAUGAAAUAGACCGAAUGUAUUGAUAUCUUCUGCUGCUCUUUGUUAAUAUCAGAUGUUUUCAUCUAUAUCUGAAUUUACUAAAUGUCACAACUUGAUCUGUUGCAAUAAAUUAAUUCUUUGUGAUGCUAAAUGACUCA
This is a messenger RNA of Sinocyclocheilus grahami, 1557 nucleotides long. Its product is annotated as dephospho-CoA kinase domain-containing protein. The record is from RefSeq and is a predicted model, not a curated record. The transcript is spliced from 5 exons. Lineage: Eukaryota; Metazoa; Chordata; Actinopteri; Cypriniformes; Cyprinidae. Gene Ontology annotation, molecular function: dephospho-CoA kinase activity; ATP binding. Gene Ontology annotation, biological process: coenzyme A biosynthetic process. The coding region runs from base 233 to 922 and encodes 229 amino acids.